GCAUAUAAUGAGCGCCAAAAUAGCCAAAUACAGGCUGCAGGAAAACCUCGCUAUGAUGCGCGGUCGGUCAGCCCAGGGAAGAUGGACUUCCAAACCUAUUAUCCACCGAAUUGAAACUUGCCUGAGGAGCCUUCGUCGUCACCACUGAGACAAUAAACAGAUUGGCAGAUGGUCUCGUGACCAUGUUCACUGUAUGCUGUCAAGGAAAAUCUGAUGCAUACAUUGCUGCUUUAUGUCGUGGCCAAUCCCGGGUUAAUAGAGGCUUGAAUGUGCUUGAAAGGUUUGCUGUGUCGUCAGAUAGUGAUUUCCUAAUCUAUCCAAGUAUCUCCUACGUAGUUAGGAGGUUAACAGGGCAAGAAGGGUUUGUUCUGUUGAGGAAGAUCGAUGUAAUGCAAGCUCUUCGGCUACCGUCCCCUGAUCACCUUGAGGAUUUUGGAGUGGUGUCUAAAAACGACUAUACAAAUAAUAUCCCACAGUAUGGCCUAUCGAGGAAUCUAAACAUCAUCCGAAAAUUGCCUCAAGCUCAAUCGGCUCGUGCGUUACUAGCCUCCUAUAUCACCACGAUGAACCAAAGGCCAAUCACGGCUAUCGCUUCUGAGUACUUUGCUCUAGCUGGUAAUGUCUUUUUAGAUAUCACACCUCAUCUAUGCCGCUCACAGCAUAUAUCCGCGAAGGAUCAAGCCCCAAUCAGUUCCGGCCACACUUCAAGAGUAAAGAAGCAAAGCUGCAUCCCCAAACAAUGACCCUGAAUGCUGACAUACACAGUUCUCGUCCAGCGUCACCGCGAGAUCCGUCUAGGAAGGCUACAUAGCGUCGGCUCUACAAGAAGAAGAUACUACCAAGGAGAAGUAGUACAUCAGAAC
This is a messenger RNA of Lobosporangium transversale, 863 nucleotides long. RefSeq lists its product as hypothetical. NCBI's taxonomy places the organism in Eukaryota, Fungi, Mortierellomycota, Mortierellomycetes, Mortierellales, Mortierellaceae. The record is from RefSeq and is a predicted model, not a curated record. Bases 183 to 743 code for a protein of 186 amino acids. The transcript is spliced from 2 exons.